AUGGCUAUAGUACUGGUGUACAUUGACGACCUUAUCUUAACCGGAGAUCUCACUGAAGAAAUCCAGCGCAUGAAGGAAAAUCUUUCAAUCUGGUUUCAGAUGAAGGAGCUUGGAGAAUUGAAGCAUUUCCUAGGGCUCGAAGUUGAGAAGAUAAAGGAAGGUAUAUUCCUAUGUCAACAAAAGUAUGCAAAGGAUCUACUAGAAACAUAUGGGAUGCUGGAGUGCAAGCCACUAUUUACACCAAUGGAGCCAAACAUUAAGCUUCGUGCAGAAGAGGGGAAAGACUUAAGAUCCAAGGAUGUAUUGACAACUGUUGGAGUAGCAAGCCGUUACAUGCAAAAUCCAAAGAAGCCACACUUGGAAGCAGUUCGACAGAUACUAUGA
Dioscorea cayenensis subsp. rotundata (Guinea yam) is the source of this 384-nucleotide messenger RNA. RefSeq lists its product as uncharacterized. Lineage: Eukaryota; Viridiplantae; Streptophyta; Magnoliopsida; Dioscoreales; Dioscoreaceae. Bases 1 to 384 code for a protein of 127 amino acids. The record is from RefSeq and is a predicted model, not a curated record. The transcript is spliced from 2 exons.